This is a messenger RNA of Aspergillus candidus, 1556 nucleotides long. Its product is annotated as triglyceride lipase. The record is from RefSeq and is a predicted model, not a curated record. The coding region runs from base 13 to 1023 and encodes 336 amino acids. Lineage: Eukaryota; Fungi; Ascomycota; Eurotiomycetes; Eurotiales; Aspergillaceae. The transcript is spliced from 9 exons. Gene Ontology annotation, molecular function: triacylglycerol lipase activity.
AAGCAGUGGACGAUGAUGAAGCUCGGUGCUACCAGGAUCUGCACAAGUGCCAGAUCUGUCAACGCCAGAGCCGGGUCCUCGCAUUAUCGUCUAAUCUGCCCAACCCGGAGCUUCCAUUCCAGCAUCUUGCGCUCGAAAGAGCAACUGGAUCCCCGCCUGGAAGACCUGGGAAAAGUUAUCCGUGAUGAAUACGCCGUGGUGCGGGAUAGUUAUGAUGCCCCUAAGAAUCCUGUUGUCCUGGCGCAUGGCCUCUUCGGGUUCGAUACGUUGCGCCUGGCCGGACGGUAUCUCCCUGGUGUCCAGUACUGGCGUGGGAUUACGGAGGCCCUGUCAAUGAAAGGGGUUGAGGUCAUCACCGCGACGGUUCCGCCGUCGGGAUCCAUUGAGAUGCGCGCCGAGGAGCUGGCGAAAGACAUCGCUGUUGGCGCGCGGGGGAAGAGUGUUAAUAUCAUUGCUCAUAGCAUGAGUGGACUGGAUUCCCGGUACAUGAUCAGUCGGUUGAAGCCUACAGAUUUCAAGGUGUUAUCCUUGACGACGAUAGCGACUCCCCACAGAGGGUCCUCGAUUGCGGAUUAUGCAUUCAGCCAAAUUGGAGGCGAUCGCUUAGCCCAGAUGUACUAUGCCCUGGAGCAACUGAAAGUCGAGACUGGGGCAUUUUCCCAGCUCACGCGCGAGUACAUGGAGAAUACGUUCAACCCCGCUACCCCUGACAUUGAGGAUGUGCGGUAUUUUUCCUACGGGGCGGCUAUGCAGCCGAAACUAUGGUCCGUCUUCCGCCUGUCCCACCGCAUCCUUCAGCAGAUCGAGGGCUACAAUGACGGGCUUGUCAGCGUGGCUAGUAGCCGGUGGGGAGGACCGCACGGCUACAAGGGCACGUUGGUCGACGUCAGCCACCUGGACCUGAUCAACUGGACCAACCGGUUGAAGUGGCUGGUUGGGGAGAUCACAGGCAACCGACGAAGAUUUAACGCGAUUGCGUUCUAUCUUGACAUCGCUGACAUGCUUGCCAAGGAAGGGCUGUGAAGGGAGAACCAUUGGGGAGAAACUCUGAUGCCUACUCCGUAUAUGCGAGGUUUGCAUUGGAAGCUUGGCCGCGCCCAACUCGUUGCGAAGAGACGGUAAUGGGCAGUGGAUGCGAUGCCCCAUCCGUGUUGAUCCACCUCUUUCGGGCUAUUUGCUCCUUUGGUCUGGAUCGAUCCAAGACGCCGUUUGGGGGAUACCUGAUUCCACGCGUUACCGGGCUGGUGAUAGAGGGUGGCGGUGCAAACCGGAUCCCCGUCGAACUUCUAUGGGUCCUAGUCAGAACAAGCCGAGAGUGGCUGAGCCAGAAACCCCGGACCCAGAAGAGAAUGGAAUAGACGGGAAAUGGAAUUCUUUCCAGUAUCCACCGACCGAGCCCUGCCACUGCUGAUCAUCCCUUUCUUCUGGGAAGUCAUUGGCUUGACGGUCAUCGUUGACGGUUCGUGCCUUAUCAUGUACGAUUUGGUCGUAUGACAUUUGUGUAUUGUACUUGUCUAGUGUGCUCUUUUUUUUCUAUGAUCGACAGCCUGAUUUUC